Molecule: messenger RNA, 2158 nt
Organism: Tachyglossus aculeatus (Australian echidna)
Lineage: Eukaryota; Metazoa; Chordata; Mammalia; Monotremata; Tachyglossidae
Gene: MYOT
Product: myotilin
Exons: 10
Coding region: 221-1708 (495 amino acids)
Biological process (GO): axon guidance; homophilic cell-cell adhesion; dendrite self-avoidance
Cellular component (GO): plasma membrane; axon
Molecular function (GO): cell-cell adhesion mediator activity
Source: RefSeq, a predicted model, not a curated record
UGUGAGAGGGACUCUCCCUUUCCCUGAAUAGCAGCUAAACCCGAGUGACAUUCUCUGGAGCUGCAGGGGUGCUGCUCUUCAAGAGAGACCUUCUCCACCUGCCUGGUCUUGUGACCCUAGCCCAGAGAGGCAGCAAAACCUUUCUUCUGAUCCCCAGUGGCUCCUGUCCCGGGACCCAUCUCCUCCACGUGUGUACAAUACCAGCCCUCCGGUCGCCUCCAUGUAUCAACCAAGCGUGUUCAACUAUGAACGUCCCAAGCACUUCCUCCACUCUCAGAACACGUGUGGAACCAGGGCAGGGACAGAAACAUCUACAUUGCCCUCCAACCCAACCAAACAGUCUUCCAUUUUAAUCCAGCCUCGACAGUGCACCGAGCAAAGGUUUUCUUCCUCAUCGUCGGUGAGCUCGCGGAUAACAGUGUCUUCAUCCACUUUUCCUACUGCUGCACAACAGCCCGGACAGCGAGUCUCAACCUCAUUUAGCCAGUCUCCGGCAGGCUUCCUCAGCUCCAUACUGCCAUCCCAGCCUGACAGUAGCAAAGGUCCUUCGGCUGCAGAACCCAAUUACCGACAGUCAAUGCCCAGCCAAGCUGGAAAUCCUAAACCGGUGCAAAUUGGGAAUGCCAAGCCCAUCCCAAAGAUUCCUGAUCAUGAAAUACAAGGAUCCAAAGAGGCUCUGAUUCAAGACUUGGAAAGGAAACUGCGCUGCAAGGACAGCCUCCUCCACAACGGGAACCAGCGCCUGACAUAUGAGGAGAAGAUGGCUCGCAGACUGCUUGGACCCCAGAACGCUGCCGCUGUGUUGGACACUCAAAAUGACCAUGAAGCACAGGACUCUUCUCAGCAGCCCAACUCAGAAAAUGUGAGACUGCGGGUCCCAUCGCCUCAAGUAAGGAGUCGGUCAUCUUCACGAGGAGCUGUAAGUGAUCAGGAUUCCAUCCAAGAGAAGUUUUACCCACCACGUUUUGUUCAAGUUCCGGAAAACCUGUUGAUUGAAGAGGGAAGAUUCUGUAGGAUUGACUUUAAGGUGAGCGGCCUGCCGGCUCCCGAUGUGACCUGGUAUUUAAACGGAGCUCCGGUUCACUCAGAUGAUUUUCACAAAAUGAUAGUGUCCGAGAAAGGGUUCCACUCGCUCAUCUUUGAGGUGGUCAGAGCCUCCGACGCAGGGGCUUACGCCUGUGUUGCUACGAACCGCGCAGGAGAAGCCACCUUUACGGUGCAGCUCGAUGUCCUCGCCAAAGAGCACAGGAGGGCACCCAUAUUUAUCUUCAAACCACAAAGCAAAAAGGUCUAUGAGGGAGAAUCCGUGAAACUCGAAUGCCAGAUCUCGGCCACCCCUCCACCAAAGCUUUUUUGGAAAAGAAACAACGAAAUGGUUCAGUUCAACACCGACCGGAUAAGUUUGUAUCAUGACAACUCUGGACGAAUCACCCUACUGAUUAAAGAUGUGACCAAGAAAGAUGCUGGAUGGUACACCGUGUCUGCAGUUAACGAGGCAGGAGUGACAACGUGCAACACACGACUGGAUGUGGCAGCCAUUCCAAACCAAACUCUUCCAAACCCUAAGCAACUCAGAGUCCGCCCAACGUUCAGCAAAUACUUAGCACUCAAUGGGAGAGGCCUGGAUGUGAAGCAAGCGUUUAACCCUGAGGGAGAAUUCCAGCGCCUGGCUGCUCAGUCUGGACUUUAUGAAAGUGAAGAGCUGUAACAGAGGACCCCAACCAGCUGCUGGGAACCCUAGGCCACAGCGUGCUCACAUCCGAUCUUUGAAUGAACCCAUAGGUGCCGUGAACAGAUUUUUGCUUCUACUAGGCAACCUCAUCCUACUGUAUGUAAUGGUGUUUCUAAUAUGACUUGCACACACUAUCUGCUCAGUUUAUCAUGACUAAAUCUGUUUGUAUGGGUUUGGGAUUGUAGACAGCUGCUCUGAAAUAUGAUCAUUUGACCCGCUCACCCACAAAAACCUGACACAUGCUGAAUAUUAAGUGGUUAAAAAAAACUCUAGGGCUGGUUGUGAGUCUAUUUUAUUUGUAAUGCUUUCCAAACACUGUCACCUUCUGUAACAGUACUGUUUUGUGCAGGAAUACCAGAAUGGUAUAGAAUAUCGGAAUGUUCCAGGAGUUUUAAGUCAAAAGUAAAUAAAGCUUUAAAUAUCCAU